GCAGGGCUCUAACAAGUCACACCUACUGUAUUUUGUAAGCAAGCAAGCUGCAAGAGAGACAGAGCUAGAGAUCAUGUCUGGCUACACGCUACUAGGAGUCACUCCAAGAUUAGAGGCGCUCGUCAGAGAGGCACUGACAAGUAGUGAGGAGAGUCUCAGAGCAGAGCUGUCCCUCUGGUCCCAGUCUGACAGGGAAACCAUAUCAUUCGAGUUGGUCCAGAGAGCUCACAAGCAGAGUGGCUGUAGGGAGUAUUUGCAUGAAGUGUUGAUGGGCAGUGUUGUGUGUCUACCAGAGUACCACCCACCAGCAAGAAGUCGAAAGCUGGAGGACAGACUGAAGAUACUGCAAGCACAAGCACAAGAAAAAGAGUAUCGACAGAUGGUCAAGAAUGUCGAUACCCAGGGCUCUCGUAAUGAUGUGUUAGCAUUUGGAUUGGAAAUGUCCAGCCUCAACAGACAGUUGUGGACUGUCAUCAACUUUGUCUUAACUGUCGUCUGUUCUUUUGUGUUUGGCUACUUUGCUGCCUACUUUGCAGACAUGAGCACAACAACAUGUGUGUUUGUGGGUCUACUCAUUGGAGGAGUUGUCUUCUUGGCUGACCUCUACUUCCUACUAAGAAGUCCUGGAGUCAGUGAACCAUAUCAACACCAGAAUAGAAAUAAGUAACAUCCAACAUUAUUCACUCGAAUUAUGUGAAGAUAUUAAUUACCCUAUAGCUCGAAAUUUUCUAGGGUGGUUAGCCUAUAAUGUGCAAAGAUUAAAGGUGUGGCUUCCUGUAAGCAGCUUUUUGGAGGGCAUUCAAAGAAAAGUUUGCGCUAUUAUGUUACGUGAAAGUACUUUUAGUCUUGAAAAAUGUUUUUUUGUCACAAUAAUUGUUUGUACACCAAGUGCACACACAUAAUAAAGUACAGUUAUUCUGCCAA
Molecule: messenger RNA, 924 nt
Organism: Halichondria panicea
Lineage: Eukaryota; Metazoa; Porifera; Demospongiae; Suberitida; Halichondriidae
Exons: 6
Coding region: 74-667 (197 amino acids)
Biological process (GO): vacuolar proton-transporting V-type ATPase complex assembly
Cellular component (GO): endomembrane system
Source: RefSeq, a predicted model, not a curated record